Messenger RNA from Gryllus bimaculatus (two-spotted cricket), 6733 nucleotides. The record is from the annotation of a GenBank genome assembly. NCBI's taxonomy places the organism in Eukaryota, Metazoa, Arthropoda, Insecta, Orthoptera, Gryllidae.
AGGUAGGUUCUCGCGAGCGUCGGCGCCGGCCGCGCAGCCAACGAGGCAGCGCAGCCAGCAGCAGGCAGCCAGCGGUCCUCGUCCUCGUCUCNUGGCGUCGGCGCGCGGAUUUGGCCCGGGAUCGAAGCCGGGGUGACGUGGGCGCGGCGACCGCCAGUGGGAGCAGCCUUUGUUCGGCGCGAGGACGUCUCGGGGGUGAAGCAGCAGCAGCCGCCCGCCCGCAGCCAUGGCGGUGUUCGGCCUGGUGUCCGCCGUCGCGGGCUUCAUCAAAGUGCGCUUCCUCGUGGACAAGGCCAUCAUCGACAACCUGGUGUUUCGCUUCCACUACCGCAUCACCAGCGCCAUCCUCUUCCUCUGCUGCAUCCUGUGCACGGCCAACGGACUCAUAGGAGACCCGAUCAGCUGCAUCAACGAUGGUGCUGUGCCAUAUGACGUCAUCAACACCUACUGCUGGAUCACCUCCACCUUCACCCUGCCCCACCAGCAGGGGAAGCCUGUGGGGACGCAUGUGGCUCACCCGGGGCUGGGCAGCUACGUGCCCGACGAGGACGAGACGCGUUACCACGCCUAUUACCAGUGGGUCCCCUUCAUGCUCUUCUUCCAGGGACUUCUCUUCUACACUCCGCACUGGUUCUGGAAGAACUGGGAAGAAGGCAAAAUGCGUAUGAUCAGUGAUGGGAUGAGAGGCGUUUUGUGUUGCACAAAAGAAGACAGAAAGGAACGCCAGUCCAAACUCGUUCAGUACCUGUUUGACACUCUGCACAUGCAUAACGUCUAUGCCUUUGGAUACUUUUUUUGCGAGGCCCUCAAUUUUGUCAAUGUGUUGGGUAACAUCUUUUUCCUUGAUACUUUCCUCGGAGGAGCAUUCAUGACCUACGGUAGUGAUGUGGUUCGAUUCUCUAGCCAAAAUCAAGAAAAUCGCACUGAUCCCAUGAUUGCAGUUUUUCCUCGAGUUACUAAGUGUACAUUCCACAAAUUUGGACCUUCUGGAACAAUCCAGAAACACGAUGCAAUGUGCGUUCUUGCACUGAAUAUCAUCAAUGAGAAGAUCUUCAUAUUCCUGUGGUUUUGGUUCAUCAUUCUUGCUACAUUAACAGCACUUGCUUUACUGUAUAGUUUAGUGAUUGUUGUUCUACCAUCUACUCGUGAAACAAUCAUCAGACGCAGAUUCAAAUUUAGUACUCCAUCGGCUGUGAGCACACUUGUUGAGAAAACACAGGUAGGGGAUUUCCUUUUGUUGCAUCUUCUGGGACAAAACAUGAACAUGGUUGUUUUUGGAGAAGUUUUGGACGAAUUUACCCAGAAGUUGAGCGACUACAUGCACAACAACAUGCCCACUGCUCCAUCAACUCUUGAGAUGUCUCCCAUUUACCCCAGCAAGGACAAGUUUCCCAAAGAGACUGAAGCCUAGCCUUUGCUGAACUUCUGAAGAACACGCCCUCCUGGCUGUGAAUUUGCCUUUGUGUAGCCAAAUCAUUCAACAUUAUAACAACCAUAUUGUGUGCACAAGUGCAGUGUGAUCUUCAGAUGUUCGUCCACAUGAACUAUUUAUCACAGUGCUUUCAUAAUAGAUGUAAUGAAAAAUAAAUUCCAAAAUGCAGGGUUGUCCAGAGAACUUUCCCUGGUUUCUGUCAUACCACAACCCUGUCGUAAAGCAUGAAUGAUCAAAAGGUGCUUUUCUUCAAUGAUUGGAUCUGUUUGCAUGUGUUCAGUAAAUUUGAAUCCAAUUGUGGAAAAAUUAUAUAGACGUUAACUACUACUGAAACUUAGUUUAUAGAUAUAUGAAUAGUAGUAAUGUAAGGUAAUGUUGAGAAUAAAGGUUAAGACUUAUCUAGCGUAAGUAAUCCAAAAAAGCUUUGCUACUUUUACAACGAUUUUUAAAUUAGCCAAGCAAUCUUACUCAAGAGAUUGCAUUGAACUGUUAAUACUCCUAGGUCAAUUAAUGACUAUUUCCAGUUUUGAGAUCGAAAGAAGACUUGCGAGUUAGUUGUAGGCAUUUAAGUUUAAGGUAUCUGGGGUGGGUAGUGUUAUGGAAAUGCUCUUCAGAUGGCAGCUAUUUUGUUUUUACUCCGCUAAUUGCUAAAAAAAACAUAGAUAGUAUAUACAGAAGCAGUAACUGAUGAGAAUGUUGAAAGAUGCAAUAAUCUUUUAAAAUGUAUGUAUGACUGCUGGGGAAUUGCAAGAAUUAGAUAUUGAAAAAAUGAUAUUUUUUAAGAAUAAUAUUUUAUUAUAUAUUUACAAUGAGUUUGUAAUUCUAGAGAGAUAAUGUCCAAAAAUGUUGGACAGUGAAGACUUGUGUAGGAUUUCUGUAAAGUUUUGUAGUAAAUGUGGAAUGCCCAUAUAACAUGGUUGUUUGAGCCCUGUGUAAUAAAGAUAAACAGUAUUAUUGUACAGCAGUUUUUUGAAAUGAAGUUUUUACAUUACCAAAUUUUCCUCAAUUGUUUAAAACAAAGUUACAGAAUACUGUUUGUCUCAAACUUAACAUGCACUCAUGCCCCUAGGUAAAAAAUAUUUACCUGUGGAUUGUUAAGCAAUGGCACUUGUUCUGAAACAAUUUAUUAAAAGUGGCGUUCUGUACUAACAUUAAAUAGCUUCAAUGAAAUAUAACCCAGUUAAAAUUUUAGUCUUGCAAGUGAUUAUGCAAUUUGAUUCAAUUCAUGCAAGUCAUUUGGGACAAUUAAUUUUCAACUUUCAAUAAUAAUUUGUUUAGUAAACAACAUCUAGACAGAUCUAUUUACCAUACGUACUAUCAAGUCACUAGUUUGUUUUGAGGAAUUAAGUUGUGAUAAUUGGAAAAUCUCAAACAUUGAACAUUUAACUGAAAUUUAAAUUUUUUAUAUCAAGCAUAGCAUCUUUACAAAAUGCUUCGUGAUUGAAAGUUUUGUAUAAACAGCUUCACAACUAAUCAUUUCUGCCUUUUACGUGCCUAUAUACUUCAGAUAUUUAUAUUACGCUCCGUCAAAUAUUUAUGAAAAGAAAACCACUAUAAAUAAGCGAAACCAGCAAUAAUUGUAAGAAAAGCAAAGAAAAAGAAAAUAUGGCAAUGAAUAAAAUGAAAGGGAAAAUUUGUGUGAAACCCUUGCAAUUUGAUGACUCAAAACUCCAACCCCCGUGUUGAAAAAGUGAGCAACACAUUUGAGAUCUUAGAAAUUUCUUAUUGCAAAAGAAAGUUAAGUGAAAUGUACAAUUCUAUAAGUCAAUCAUUAGAUUUCAUGCUUCAUUCAAAUACUUGUUCACCACACCCUGAUGACAUGAGAAUAAUGCACUGUGAAACUCUGAUUUUAUACCUUUGAUACUCUUCAAAGUUUUAGUGCUUGGUUCCAUUACCAUGAGCUGCGGUAAUAAAAUAUAGUGACGAUUGCUGCUUUGGUAACUUUCAGAAGAGUUAUUGAAUGAAAAGAAGUUUAUUUGCAAAAGCAUAGUUGAAUUGAAUUUAAUGAAAUAAAGUAUACUUCAUUUAAAUCUAAAUUAAUUUAAACAAAUCAGACUUAUUUGUUUCUUUUGGCAUCUAUAAACUGUCAUGCUAUUAGUCUAAUUUAAACAGCUGUACAUAAUUACAUUUCUUUUCUUUUUUAUUACAUCUUUAAAAAUACCACUAAGUUUCAAAAUUCAUUCAUCUUAUAUUCACACUGUUUGAGAAAGCAAUUUCACACAAUCUUGUAUUAUAUAAUUUUGCUCUUGGCCAAGACACAACAGAAAUUAUACUAUUUUUAAUCAAUACUAAUGUUAAAAAAAACUACUGGGUGUAUUACCAAGAUUUAAUUUAAAUAAUUUCUCUCCAAUUUUAUACAUUUUUUAAAAUGUGGAUUGAAAUUGUUUAUUUUCUGAUAAUAUUAUUGCUCAUUAUAUUAUUAUAAGAUUCUGUUGCAUUCCAUCACCUGCAAAAAUUUCAUUGUGGUUAGAUAAUAUGCCUAUCCAUACACUAAAAAUUGUAUAAAUAUUGAAAAAAUGGAUUAAUUUAAAUGGAUCUGGAUAACUUUGAUGACAGGCAAACCUAUCAUCUUUUUUUUGAUGGCACAACUUCAACAACUGAUUUUAAAAUAAAAUUACUGAGAUAUUCAAGGCAUAUUUUAAUGGUACAAAUCUUCAUGAGGUUAAAAUAUAAAAGAUCUAGAUAUCUGAAAUGUUACACACCCAUACAUAUGCAGUAUAAUUGAUUUUAAUGUAAUAAAUCCACCACCAUGGUUGCCAUACACAAAAUCUCUUUAUAAACUGUGUCUCAAUUAUACAUCGUUAAAUUUUAAGUUUCUGCUUUAUUUAUCAUGCUUGGUAGAUGAUUGGGUAAUGAAAAAUGCCACUAGUGGGUAAUUCUGUCUGCUUUUUGUUUUGUUCAUUAUCAGUACAAUAAUUUUUUAUGGAAAAAACUAAAAAAUUGAACCAAAAAAAUAUAAUACUUCUUUUCCAAAUUUAAUGAACUGGAAGUAUCUCACAACUCUCAUUGUAAGUUGUUUUGAAUUAUUAUAGUAAAUUUUAGACUUUUGAGUGGUAUGCGUGCUAAGCAAUUCUGAGUCAAUGAAUAAUACAGAUGACUAAGGAUUGGUCAAUAGUUUGCCUCUUGCUUUACACAUUACAAUCAAAUAAAAUCUGCAGCCUGUUUGCUGAUGUAUAACAUAGAAACAGUAUUUUUUUGAUCAUUUGUUGCCAAGAUUUGUUGCUACCUUUAUAAUACAACUAAGUAUAAUAAAAGAAGUGGUAGGCUUUCUGGUGCUUAAGUAAACAUGUGCCAAUUUAACAUGUUCCCAUAUUCUAUUUCUUGAUGUUAAAUAAAUUAAUGGGAUUUGAACCUAUGCUUUUCAUUCCAUAGACAGUUCCAUUAAACCAAAUCUCUCCGUAAACUGUGUCCCAAAUAUACAUCUUUAAAUUUUGAUCUUCUGUUUUAUUUAUUUAUCAUGCAUUUGGUAUGUGGAUAAUUUUGUCUGCAUUUUGGUUUGUUCAUUACCAGUACAAUCAAACGAUUUCACGUAAUUAAAAAUUUGAGCAAUUUUUACUGACCCUUCUCAAAUAUAUUUUGUCUACACACAAUGAUCUUACUGGGAGUGUAACAAACUAUUUCUUUCACAUACAUCCUCUUUGGAGAAUGAGAAGCACACAUACAGUGGACACACACAACCCAAACUAAUAAAUACAAAGGACUGCAGUAUUGUUGAGAAAGUACUAUCAGACCACUAAUUAUAUUUACAUUGAUUUCAUUUUUGUUAUGAAAUUUUUUUCCAACUAUCAGUAAAUUUAGCAUGCAUUUACAAUGCUGAUAACUGAUAUUAUUACAAUUUAGCAUAUAUAAACAUUAUAAACAAACUAAUUUUUGGUAUGAAUCUAAAACAGAGGCAGAGUUUUUAUUAAGUAACAGGCAAGGCAAGAGUAAAUCUGAAAAAUAUGAAUGUAAGAGUCAGACCAAGAUAUAAGUCAACCAACAAAAAAGAAAAUGUUAAUGGAGAAAAGUUAAAAUAAAUGUAACUUCAAAGUAACUUCUCCCUACACAGAGUUUUUAACUGUUUUUGACAUAAAUAAGUAAAGAGAUGCAUCUAAAAUUAUGAGACACACUUGAAAAGAGAAGAUACUACUAUUAGAUAACAUUUAAGAGGGUUAUCUUAAUAAGCAAGGUCAUGUACAUGAGAUGUUUUAAGGAACUUUAAGAGUUGACAGAAAUUAGUAGAAAAUAUAAUAUUUUGAGAAAAUACAUGCAGAGGACACCAAUAGAUUUUCUUAGAAGUCAGGUUUAUAAAAUGUAAAAUGAAAUGGACUUCAUCUCUCAAUAAUUCUAUUUUCUAAUAUAGGUCAACUGAAUAUUUAAAUUUUUUUUUCUUUACAUAAGAAUCAAAAAUAUUUUUUCCUGACAUAAAACAUAAUUUACGUGAAACUUGAACGAAAAUAUAAAUUAAAAGUUUUAAAAGUAAUUUCAUGAAAAACCUUGAUAAUUUCUGUGGAGUUUCAAAGCAUACAAACAGUGUCUAUCUUGAGGCCUUCGCGCCAUCCAUCAUUGAGUAAGCAAAAUAUUAACCUAAUGUUCAUUUUAAUGGCAAAAAAUAUUUUAUUUUAUUUAUAUUUUAUUAUUACCAAUUAUUUUUUGAUCAAGAAAAUGUAGGGUUUUCUGCAAUUAUAUAAAAUUCAAUCUAGAUAUUGAGUUUGGCUGAAGGAAUUCUCAGAUCAAUAUUAAAUUGUUGAACUUUAAAGCAAAAUUUUAAAAAAGGCAAGUUCAGAAAAAGGCCAAAACUAGAAAUCUUAAAAUCGUAAGAUAAAUACCAAUAACUAAUUUAUUUCUUUUCUUAUUUCAUUUGUUCCCAUUACUUUCCCAUGGUAAGUUGCUAGAAAACGUUUUCUAUUUUUGUUAUUAGAACAACACUUUUUUUCUGUCUCUGUCAAGAGACUUUUCCACUAAUACAGUAAAAUGUGUCUAAGGCAGAACCUUUGUAAUAUGGAAACUUUGCGGACAAAAAAUCUCAGAACGAAACAACUUUAUAUGUGAAAAUAACCACUAGAAGCGGAAACCUGUCCAAAGUGGAAAUGGAAAAGUUUUUGGAGAACGUAAAGGGACUAUUACCUAGCUAAGAUGAACAUUUAUUUUUAAAUUUCUAGCAAUAUCUUUGGAAUGGCAUAAUUCAAGGGUCACAUCAUGAGACAAUAGAGUGAAUGAUGAGUUUUUCCUCUUAUACCAGCUGUCGGUGAAUCAUUGGCCACUUCUGCAACUGUUUCGCUUUGUCAAACUUUGGUUAGAUUUUCUUGACUUUCUCACUGU